UAUCUGAACGAUUGUAGUCUACAGCGCCACAGAAACGUGUGGCUCCUACUACAACCAUAGAGUCAAAGACUGUGAUAGAGUAUUCCAGCCAGAGUAAAGACUGGCUCCUAAAUACAUAUCCGGUUGGAAAUACGAAAACUUCCGGUGAACUUCCUGGUUUUGUUUGCAUAGCGGCUAACUUUGCUAGCUAUGUCAUUUCCAACUCUUUAAAACGCUCUUUGUAUGUCCGUGAGUCAAACUGUGUUGGAAACGUUAAAACGCACUCUCUCGUUGACAAGACCUGCAAUGGCUUGCUCUUAGUCAUGCAAGUAACGUUAGUUGAAAUGUAGUAACUGUUAGCUAACGGCUAACUUGACAGCUAAUGUAGCUAGGAGAGUAAUAGGAUGUGCUGUUAGGAAGUUAGCCAGCCAACACUGAUUAUGUUUCUGCUUAUUCGUCUGUUAUGCUUCUACUUGUUUUAAAUAACUUCUGCGCUAUGGACACCGAGGGAAUAGAGAUCCGUAUAAAGACUCCCGUCGGGGAUAUGGACUCAUCCGUGGACUGCCCAUCACUUUUGAGCUUCAAUGACUUGUUGGUCGCUAUAAGGGAUGUCAUGCCCGAAACCACAAUCACUGCGUUUGAAUAUGAGGAUGAGGUGGGCGAUAGAAUCACUGUGAGGAGUGAUGAAGAACUCAAAGCCAUGUUGUCAUAUUACUGCAAUAAUGUGAAGGAGCAGCGGAUGAAUGGCCUACUGCCUGAGCCUCUCCAGAUAUUUCCUCGAGCCGGCAAGACUCCAGGGAUCCGGAACAUACACGGCCUGAAGGUGAACACAAGGCCCAAUGACUGCUCCCCUGCCGCCAUCGGCUCUAUGCCCAACAAUAGUCCCAGUCUAAAGAAGUCCUCCGCAGAGCUAAAGAAGAUUUUGACUAAUGGACAGAUCAAUGGCCAAGACAUACAAUACCAGGAGCAGCUUGGCCAUGGAAACGGAGGGACCGUGUACAAAGCGUACCAUCUUCUCGGCAACAGAGUGUUGGCGGUGAAGGUCAUUCCUCUGGAUAUCACAGUGGAGCUACAGAAACAGAUCAUGUCCGAGUUGGAGAUCCUCUACAAGUGUGAUUCCUCCUACAUCAUAACCUUCUACAGUGCCUUCUUUGUGGAGAACAGGAUCUCCAUAUGCACAGAGUAUAUGGACG
Messenger RNA from Oncorhynchus tshawytscha (Chinook salmon), 1172 nucleotides. Its product is annotated as dual specificity mitogen-activated protein kinase kinase 5-like. The record is from RefSeq and is a predicted model, not a curated record. Gene Ontology annotation, molecular function: protein binding; protein kinase activity; ATP binding. NCBI's taxonomy places the organism in Eukaryota, Metazoa, Chordata, Actinopteri, Salmoniformes, Salmonidae. Gene Ontology annotation, biological process: protein phosphorylation.